CUUGAAACAAAGCGAUCUAUAAGCAGCACAGAGGAGCUCCUUGAAGGUGUUCUUCCUCCUCCAGAAUGGGAACCCUGAUAAUUACAUUACUCUUUGUGUGUCUGCUCACAAGGCAGACCAUGCAGUUGGAGAGACAGCAUUGUGACAAGCAGUCCUUUUGUGACUGCUCUAAUGAAAGACUUCCUCAGGUCCCCAAGGUGCCUAAAGACACCCUGGGAUUCAACCUUUCCUUCAACCAAAUUGAAAUUAUUACAGAGGAUGACUUUCAAGAAUAUAGCCAUUUGAAAACUCUCUACCUGCAAAAUAACUGGAUUAAAUCUAUUCACGAAAGUGCUUUUUCUUCUCUUGGUAACCUGGAAAGACUUGACCUGUCCUACAACCACCUUGCCACAUUAUACUCGUAUUGGUUUGACUGGCUUAUCUCACUUCGGCAUCUAAACCUCUUAGGGAAUACUUACGAAAAAUUAGGGAGAGGAUUUCUUUUUUACCGGCUGGGACAGAUGAGAACCUUGCGGUUAGGGAGUCCCCGGCUUUAUUACAUGGGCAAGAAUGACCUGGUGGGUUUGAGAGAUCUAGAUGAAAUGGUGCUAUCUCUCAACCACCUGAUUCAUUAUGAGAAGGGUGCCCUCAGACAAAUCCAACUCAAUGGCUCCCUUACCCUUUGCCUUCGCCAUUCAUUUCAGAAUGAUUUGGUUCUUGUGAAAAACAUCUUGAAGGACAUCUGCAACUCUGAUAUUUCUCUGACUAUUGCUGAUGUGAUGAUGAAUAGUAAUGCCACCGUCCAGCCAUUUGUUGAAGCCAUGAAGAAGGGUGUGACAAGGUUUUCCUUAAAUAAUGUGACAGCCACUGAUGAAGCCAUCAUUUACUUCCUGAUGGCAAUGGAUAACUCUCCAAUAACAUUUUUAGGGAUUGAGGAUUCAUCAUUUCUUGGACGUGGCUUUUGGGACAAUGUAAAUGCCACACGCUUUGACAAGCUGGAAACAUUGUAUAUAAAAAAUCUAGCAAUUCAGGAUUUUUAUGCAUUUAGUUCUCUCAGUUACCUCGAAAAUAUCCUUGAAUUCCCCAAGAAUAUAUCUGUCAUUAACAGCCAAGUCUUUCUCAUGCCCUGCCCAACGUCUAGGCUCUUGAAAAGGUUGGAAUAUCUGGACUUCACUGGGAACUUGCUCACUGAUAUUGCCAUGAGAGAGUCCAUGUGUGAUGGACAUGGUACGUUGCAGCAGCUCAGAUCUCUUAAUGUGAGCAAGAAUUCUCUUAGGUAUCUUGAUAUAAUGAGCCACUUAGUCAGAAACCUCAACAAGCUUGAGUCCUUGGAUUUAAGUCAAAAUGUAUUUUCUGAAAUGCCUGUAGUGUGCACUUGGCCCACAAGUCUGCGAUACUUAAAUCUGUCCUUGACCCAACUACGGGACAUAACAGCAUGUCUCCCAAAGAGUUUGCACGUUUUAGAUUUACGUGGCAAUUACCUGACUGUGUUUGACAUAGAACUACCUUACCUCAAAGAGCUCUACAUCUCAGGCAACAAGUUCAGGAGCUUGCCCUCAGGAAGGUGGUUCCCAACCCUACAGUUACUGCAGAUCCAGAAAAACAUUAUCAAAAUGUUUGACACAAUGGAUUUGAAGGAGUAUAAGAACUUGCAAAAUCUGGAAGCUGGCUACAACAUAUUUGACUGUUCAUGUGAAUUUUUGGCUUUUAUGCAGCAGAAGGUAGGACAGUUAGUCAGGAUUGUUGAUGGACCAGAUAGCUAUGUGUGUGACACACCAGUUGAUUUGAGAGGACAACUGAUUGUAGAUGCACACCUCUCCAUAUUUGAGUGUCACAUGAUGGUGGCUGUGUCUGGACUAUCCACUAUUGUCUUUUUGGCAACACUCAUCUGUGGGAUCCUUUGUUACAAGCUCCAUGUUUUUUGGUACAUAAGGAUGACCUGGGCUUGGCUUCAAGCUAAGAGGAAACGAAAGAUUAAUGCGAACAUCGCCAUCUGCUAUGACGCUUUUGUUUCUUACAGCGAGAGGGAUUCUGAGUGGGUUGAGGAGUUCCUGGUCCAGGAACUGGAGGGAGCCCAGCCACCAUUUCGGCUCUGCCUGCACAAACGUGACUUCCUUCCUGGGCAGUGGAUAGCAGACAACAUUAUCAAUGCUAUGGAGAAAAGCCACACAACUCUCUUUGUCCUGUCCCAGCACUUCGUCAGCAGUGAGUGGUGCAAGUAUGAGCUUGAUUUCUCGCAUUUUCGCCUGUUUGCAGAGAAUAAUGACACUGCUGUCCUGAUUCUUCUGGAGCCCAUCUCCAAGGAAACCAUUCCCAAGAGGUUCUGUAAACUGCGCAAAUUUAUGAACUCAAGAACCUAUUUGGAGUGGCCAGAAGAUGAGAUGCAAAGACCUCUAUUCUGGGACAAUCUCAAGGUAGCAAUUAAAAGAGAUUACGCCUAACUUGGCUUAGAAAGUACAAGAAAGUCUCAAUGGCCAAUAUUCACUGUUUGUAAACAUGAGGGAAGACCGGGGAAUAACAAAAAACUUUUAGGUUUUCUCCUAAUGAAACAAUAUAUAGCCUAGACACAUUAGAGCAAAUAUUUCUUUAUCCAGAAAGAAGAUGCAUGUCUUCGACCUCGGUACAGUUCUCGGCGAUUACAGUUUAGUCAAAAUCAGCAGGAGUGAAACUGUUCCAACAUGGCCCGGUGGCAAGUACCUUUCCAACAAGGUAUAAUGUGUCAUAUUCUGGCAAAGUGUUUAGGGAUAUCGCUGCGUUUGCAUAGCAGAAUGACUAUACAGAAAUGUGCAAUUACAGGAUUUGGACUUGAUAUAGAUGUAAACCUGUCAUUUUACUAGCUAAUGGGGCUAAAAGAACUAUGGUUUAUCUAAUUUUGAAAUAAAAUUCCAGUUUACAUGCGAUGCAGUUUUGUUAUAAAGCGCUAGGUUGAGUAAUCCUUUUCAGAGAGCUUUUUGAACACUUUUGAUACUCUCAUAUAUGUGAAUAAAACACGUGUGAAGGUUAAUUUGCUUGACAUUUUGUAUAAAGAAAAUCUGUUUUAAUAGAAAAAUAAGAUAUAAUGCUCAUUCAUGUGUCUCGGCAAAAAGAUAUGUAGAUGUUUUGUAUUUGGAUAGAUUUGGGGGCACUUGAGGACAUCUGGAUGCAGUUUUGGGGAAAACUUACGUGGAGUUUUAAUGCCUGUUGAUAUGUUUAACAUAAUUUGUACAUAAGUUCACAUCAAGUUUGUGCACAAAUACAACGUAGUUGUGGGUUGGUCCUUGACUUAGAAAUUGAGAUAUUCAUUGCUAAACUAUAAAAACACAAGGCUUUUUGUAAUUUCUUUGUAUUAUAGUAUAACUCUUGUGGACACUGUAUGUACAUGCUCUGACAUAAAUUUGUUCUGUCUCAAAUUCA
Molecule: messenger RNA, 3372 nt
Organism: Conger conger (European conger)
Lineage: Eukaryota; Metazoa; Chordata; Actinopteri; Anguilliformes; Congridae
Product: toll-like receptor 2
Exons: 2
Coding region: 66-2420 (784 amino acids)
Biological process (GO): immune response; toll-like receptor signaling pathway; inflammatory response
Cellular component (GO): membrane
Molecular function (GO): triacyl lipopeptide binding; transmembrane signaling receptor activity; protein binding
Source: RefSeq, a predicted model, not a curated record